AGAAAGAUGGAGAUGGAGAUGGAGCUGCCAGAGUGCCCAGUUUGUCUUCAAGACUACAACAGCGACGACACCGUCCCUCGUGUGCUCCCUUGCGGCCACUCAGCCUGCGAAGCUUGCCUGAAGCAGUUGCCUCUGUGUUUCUCCAACAUCAUUCGCUGCCCUGCGUGUACCCAACUCGUCAAAUACCCAGAAUUUCAAGGCCCUUCUGCCCUUCCCAAGAACAUUGACCUCCUGAGCUUCAUUAAUUCCCAAAACCCUAAAAACAUUAAUCCUUCACAAUCACGCAAUGUCAAUCGAUCUGGAGCUGAUGCUCCAAAACGUCGCGAGUUCUUUCCUCGCUUGUUAUGGUCUGAAGAGUUCUACUCCAAUUGGAAGGAUUGGAUUCUUCCUGUUGACUCCGUUUCGGUGGUGGAGAGAGGAGAGGAGUUGCUUCACUGUUGUGCACUCCGAGGAAAAAUUGAGUCUUCGUCUUCGUCUUCUGCUUCAUUUUCAACUCGUUGUUGGUUUCCAGAGGAGAAUCAGUUGGUAAGUCUUGUUUGCGUUGGGUAUUCUUCGGAGCCAGAUUCUGAGUUUAAAUUAAGCUAUGAUGCUAGAAUUAUGGAAGCUCUGAAUCGAUUGAAGGAGAGUGAGAGAACGGAAUUGGGUUUAAUUAUUAGAGUUUCGCUGAGACAACGUCGGGUGUGUAAGUUUUAUGGAUUAUGGAUGGAUUCUGAAGAUGGGUCUGUCUUUUUGGUCUGUGAAAAAUUUAACGGAGAUUUUUCAAAAAGAUUGAGUUGGUCGAUGAAUGUAGCUGUUGGUGGAAACUCGGAUGGAUUAACUGGUCUGGAGGGGCUAAAUUUGGAGGCAAAUGGUAAAAUAACUGCUUUUGCCAUGGUUGGUACAGAGCUAUGUGAAGCACUGAUGGGUUUACAUUCAGAAGGAUUAGUUAGUGGUUGUUUAGCUUUCUCCUGUUUCAGUUUUGAUGAAUUUGGUCACAUUUUUGUCGAUACAAAUGAAAUUUUAGUGAUGGGAAGGAGAGUCAGGAGGUACAUAUCAGAGGCUUCUCGGGCAAAAGGUGAUGAUCAUGAAAUUGAAUCACUAUUUGCCAAUCUAUCAGAUAUACAGUCAUUUGCAAGUCCAGAGCUACUGUUUGAACUAUUGAACUAUGAGCGCAUUACUGCUGAGAGUGGCAACUCAGGAUAUUCAAUUGGGUAUGGCUCAGACAUAUGGUCCUUGGCUUGUAUUUUGGUCAGGCUUCUUGUGGGAGACCGAUCCACAGAAGAGCUAUUCAAAGGUUUCUAUAUCAUUUUACCCAAAGUCAGUGAAGAAAACUGUUCUGGAUACCUGAGCCUUUACAAGGGUUGGAUGGAGAAAGUGGGCUCUGUGCUGGACAUGUGUUUGGGUUCAAAAUUUUCAUCCUUGCAGCAGAUUCUCUGCAGAUGUUUGAAUUUUGACCCAGCGCAACGUCCUCAUGCAACUGAAGUAUGGAGAUGCAUUAGAGAAUUACUUAUAAACCCUCAUAGUGAUACUGUGGCCAGUCUGGAUGCUACAAUUGUCCAGAGAAACCUGGUUCAUUGCUUCAUUCUUGGAGAUAUGUGUCAUUUGCACAAGGAAACUGUCAAAGAUUCAGAAAAUCAGAACAGAGAUGGGUUGCUGAGGAGUGACGGCAGCAGUGGAGCAGAUGUUGAUAAAGUUGGGGAUGAGAAAGUUGGCAAAGAUCUUAUUAAUGGCCUAUGUGUUGGUAGUUUAAAUUCUAUCAAUCUGCAAGCUCACCUAGAUUGCAUAUCAAAAUUGGCUGUUGGAGGGGGUUUUCUGUUUAGCUCCUCCUAUGAUAAAAUGGUCAAUGUGUGGAGCCUGCAGGACUUUUCGCAUUUACAAUCUUUGAAAGGUCAUGAGCACAGGGUAAUGGCUAUAGUCUUUGUGGAUGCAAAUGAGCCAUUAUGCAUAAGUGCUGAUAUUGGAGGUGGUAUUUUUGUCUGGAGCAUUGGCAUCUCUCUUGAUCAAAAAUCAUUAAGGACAUGGUAUGAGCCUAAGGACUGGCGCUACAGUGGCAUUCAUGCCUUGGCCAUUUCUGGAACUCAACAGCUUUAUACUGGCAGUGGUGACAAGUCAAUAAAAGCAUGGUCAUUGCUGGAUUACACCCUUACAUGUACUAUGACUGGUCAUAAGGCGACCGUGUCUUCAUUGGAAGUACGUGAUGGGGUUCUCUACAGUGGCAGCUGGGACGGAACCAUUCGUUUAUGGUCUCUUAAUGAUCACAGUCCUCUGACAGUAUUGGGGGAUGAUAUGCAAGGAAAUGUGAAUCCAGUUUUGUCACUUUCUGUAGAUCGUGAUAUGCUUGUUGCUUCUCAUGAGAAUGGAUGUGUGAAGAUAUGGAGGGAUGAUGUGAUCAUGAAAUCUUCUCAAAUUCACAGUGGUGCCAUAUUUUCCCUUGCCAUGGAUGGAAAAUGGCUUUUCAUGGGAGGUUGGGAUAAGAUUAUUGAUGUAAAGGAGUUAUCAGGUGACGAGCUUCAAUUAGAUACCAGACCUGUUGGGUCUAUUCCUUGUGAUUCUGUGAUAACAGCUUUGUUGUUCUGGGAAGGGAAACUUUUUGUAGGGUUUGCAGGUGGUCUUAUCAAGGAGCGUUUGGGUGGUCUUAAGAAGAACUGGAGUGACUACGCUAGCUUAAAUUACUGGGUUGUUCGGGACUACCAUCGUCUUGUGGAUUCUGUCAACGCUCUCGAGCCCCAAUUUCAAAGAUUGUCGGAUGAACAGUUGACUGCGAAGACUGAGGAAUUCCGUGGGCGUCUUAGACAAGGGGAAACACUCGCUGAUAUCCAAGCUGAGGCGUUUGCUGUUGUUCGUGAAGCUGCUAAAAGGAAGCUUGGGAUGCGUCAUUUUGAUGUGCAGAUCAUUGGUGGAGCCGUGCUUCAUGAUGGAUCCAUUGCCGAGAUGAAGACGGGUGAGGGAAAAACUCUGGUUUCUACAUUAGCAGCUUAUCUUAACGCACUCACAGGGGAGGGUGUCCAUGUGGUAACUGUCAAUGAUUACUUAGCUCAGCGUGAUGCUGACUGGAUGGGUCGUGUUCACCGUUUCCUAGGUUUGUCUGUGGGUCUUAUCCAGGGGGGAAUGGCAGCCAAAGAAAGGAGAUCCAACUAUAACUGUGACAUAACAUACACCAAUAAUUCUGAACUUGGCUUUGACUACCUCCGAGACAAUCUUGCUACUAGCAGUGGACAACUUGUUAUGAGAUGGCCAAAGCCAUUUCAUUUUGCGAUAGUUGAUGAAGUUGACUCUGUGCUUAUUGAUGAAGGGAGGAAUCCCUUGCUAAUAAGUGGUGAGGCUAGUAAAGAUGCUGCACGAUAUCCAGUUGCAGCCAAAGUGGCUGACUUACUUGUACGCGAUCUUCAUUAUAACGUGGAACUUAAGGAUAAUUCUGUGGAGUUGACUGAGGAAGGAAUUGCACUCGCUGAGAUGGCACUUGAAACUAAUGACCUAUGGGAUGAGAAUGAUCCUUGGGCGAGAUUUGUGAUGAAUGCCUUGAAGGCCAAGGAGUUCUAUCGACAGGAUGUGCAAUACAUUGUUCGGAAUGGAAAGGCACUCAUUAUUAAUGAGUUGACUGGGAGAGUUGAAGAGAAAAGGAGAUGGUCCGAGGGCAUUCACCAGGCUGUAGAGGCUAAAGAAGGUCUGAAGAUCCAGGCUGAUUCAGUCGUUGUGGCACAAAUCACAUAUCAAUCUUUGUUUAAGCUCUAUCCAAAGCUUGCAGGAAUGACUGGAACUGCAAAGACUGAAGAGAAGGAAUUUUUGAAAAUGUUCCAGAUGCCGGUCAUUGAAGUGCCCACAAAUUUACCUAAUAUCCGAAAAGAUUUACCUGUUCAAGCUUUUGCGACUGCACGUGGGAAAUGGGAAAACGUCUGGAGAGAGGUUGAGUACAUGUAUAGACAGGGCCGACCUGUUUUAGUUGGGACCACAAGUGUCGAGAAUUCUGAAUAUUUAUCUGAUCUGCUGAAGGAACGCAAUAUUCCCCACAAUGUUCUUAAUGCACGACCUAGGUAUGCCGCAAUGGAGGCUGAGAUUGUUGCUCAAGCUGGCCGAAAACAUGCAAUUACCAUUUCCACCAAUAUGGCUGGAAGAGGCACUGACAUAAUCCUUGGUGGAAACCCAAAAAUGCUUGCCAAAGAAGUAAUGGAGGACAGCUUACUUUCGUUUUUAUCACAAGAAGCCCCAAAUGUUGAUAUUGAUGGUGAGACGAUUUCCCAGGGUUUGUCAAAGAUGAAGAUUGGACCAUCUUCAUUAGCUUUGCUAGCUAAAACAGCGCUUAUGGCUAAAUAUGUCUCCAAAAGCGAGGGCAAGGGAUGGACAUAUCAGGAUGCAAAGUCUUUGAUUUCAGAGUCAAUUCAAAUGAGUCAGUUAAUUGGAGAGCAAGAUCUAGAAAAGCUUCUGGCUGAGGAAUCUGAUACCUAUCCUCUUGGUCCCACCAUAGCUCUUGCAUAUCUUUCAGUUUUGAAGGAUUGUGAAACACAUUGUUUCAAUGAAGGGUCUGAGGUCAAAAGGCUUGGGGGACUUCAUGUGAUCGGAACAUCCCUGCAUGAGUCGCGGAGAAUAGACAACCAGCUCCGUGGGAGAGCAGGCAGACAAGGUGAUCCUGGAUCAACACGUUUUAUGGUGAGCUUACAGGAUGAGAUGUUUCGGAAGUUUAAUUUUGACACUGAGUGGGCUGUCAAACUGAUAUCAAAGAUUACAAAUGACGAGGAUAUCCCAAUUGAAGGCGAUGCCAUUGUAAAACAGCUUUUGGCGUUGCAAAUAAAUGCUGAGAAGUAUUUCUUUGGUAUAAGAAAAAGCCUGGUUGAAUUUGAUGAAGUAUUAGAGGUGCAAAGAAAGCAUGUCUAUAAUCUAAGGCAAUUAAUAUUGACAGGUGAUUCUGAAAGUUGUUCACAACACAUUUUCCAGUACAUGCAAGCUGUUGUAGAUGAGAUUGUCCUUGGAAAUGUUGAUCCACUGAAGCAUCCAAGAAGUUGGACUGUGGGCAAGCUCUUGCAUGAGUUUAUUGAAACUGCGGGGAAAAUAUUGGCUGUUUCAUUUGCAGGUGUCACGGAGGAAGCUUUACGGGAAUCACUUGAACAGAGACAUAAACUUAGCUCUAUAGAUAUCAAUAACCUUGCUCUUCCUAAUUUGCCAAUGCCUCCAAACGUUUUUAGAGGAAUCCGUAGAAAGAGCUCAGCCUUGAAACGUUGGCUUGCCAUAUGCACUGAUGAGUCAAUUAAGAAUGGAAGGUACCAGCAGAUCACUAAUAUUCUCCGCAAAUACCUUGGGGACAUUUUAAUUGCUGCUUAUUUGGAUGUCAUAGAAGAAUCUGGUUAUGAUGAUGCAUAUGUUAAGGAAAUUGAGAGAGCAGUUAUUCUGAAGACACUCGAUUGUUUCUGGAGGGACCAUCUGGUAAACAUGAACAGGCUUAGUUCAGCGGUGAAUGUCCGGAGUUUUGGGCAUAGGAAUCCACUUGAAGAAUACAAGAUUGAUGGUUGUCGUUUUUUCAUUUCAAUGCUUAGUGCAACUCGAAGGUUGACAGUACAGUCGCUCCUGCGGUAUUGGUCAUCCCCAAUGGAGUCUAACGAGCUAUUUGUAGCAUAGAAACACAUCUUUUGCUGUAAUUAAAUCAUUGUUUUUAUUA
This is a messenger RNA of Telopea speciosissima, 5626 nucleotides long. RefSeq names its product protein translocase subunit SECA2, chloroplastic. The coding region runs from base 7 to 5586 and encodes 1859 amino acids. Gene Ontology annotation, biological process: protein phosphorylation; protein import; protein targeting. NCBI's taxonomy places the organism in Eukaryota, Viridiplantae, Streptophyta, Magnoliopsida, Proteales, Proteaceae. Gene Ontology annotation, molecular function: protein binding; protein kinase activity; ATP binding. Gene Ontology annotation, cellular component: chloroplast envelope; membrane. The record is from RefSeq and is a predicted model, not a curated record. The transcript has 36 exons.